Molecule: messenger RNA, 393 nt
Organism: Symbiodinium natans
Lineage: Eukaryota; Dinophyceae; Suessiales; Symbiodiniaceae
Source: the annotation of a GenBank genome assembly
AUGAGCGGCAAAGGGCGAAAAGGUGCAUGGGGCGAUCAGGGCUUCAAUUCACGAGGACAGGACAAGGGCCAUAAAGGCCAAAAAGGGCAGAAAGGGAAACCGACAUCGAGCCCCACGUUCUUCGAGGAGCAUGCGAAGGGCCAGAAGGGCAAGCCGGGGCAUAAGGUUGGCCAGGAUGGCCCAGAGCACAUCCUAAUGCCAACUCCGUGUACUGACAGCUUCCAGACCCAGCAGCUCCUCUGGUCAGGCCAAGGGAGAAGAAAAACGAAGAGAGUGAUCCAAGUGUCGGUCAGAGAAUUCACGCGAAGACUCGUUUCUGGGAGCCCAAGCGGUAGUUGCAGUGUUUGCAACAACUAUGGGGCCGGGCCGACGCUACAAACCUUCCCGUCUUGA